AACAAGAUGGCGGAUGUUAUGACAGGUGCUCUCACAUUUCACAGGCAAAGUGAUGGACGUGUUAACAAAAAAUAACAUGGAUACUAUCAGUGGAUUCGUUUUAUUUUCAAUUUAGGAACGGUUCCUUUUAAACACGGACUGAAAAUGGGGUCUGACUUGUACUUCUUUGAGCAGUGUGAGAUGCGGAAGGUUCCACGUCGAUACAGGAAGUUACCGGAGGAGCUGCCAGAAAAGCUGAGAUUUGCUCACCUUAAUCCCAAAGUACAAGCAUUGUUGGCAAGCAAAGAACGUGGUGCAAAAGUUGAUAAUGAAGAUCCAUUCGGCGAUGGAUUGGGAAAGAAGAGUCUUUUACCUGACAUAAAUGCAGCAUUCACUAAUGUCAGAAACCAGUUUGAUAGUGUGUUAUCCAAUGAUGAGGAUUCACAAAGAUAUUUAUUUGAAGAAUCAAAAAUUUCUGCAUCAAGUAUUCUUCAUCAAUUAUCACAGAUUAUAUACCGCUAUGAGGAUUUAUAUAAGCAUAUACCAAAGAGUUUAGAAUAUCACUUAAUGUCAGGAUAUAAUGAAUUUACUUCAGAUGUUGUUGUUGUACCUCGUGAAUGGCAAACGCAAGAAAUGAAAGACCAGUAUAAUGCCAAACUUCAGCAAGAAACACUGCAGAGUGAGGAAGAUGUCUCAGACACUGAAGCACCCACAGGUAGAACUAAGUCUCGCAUGGGCACUGAUCGCUCAAGCAGUGAUCUCAAGUCAAACCUGAGAAGAAGUAAAGCUUUGAUGGGGUCUAUAGAAACUGUCAAUGAGUUAGAUUUGAAAAUGGAGUCAAGGCAGGGUAAAAGGAGUGAUAGCAGGAUGUCUGCAACUUCAGUGAUGCGACAGCACCUGGGAGUUGAUACCAUGAGUCGCGUUGGCAGCAGGAGAAAAGGAUCAAAACUGAGUUUCUAUGGUAGAGUUUCUCGAAUGAUUUCAAAAUUUCGUACAGUUUCCGGCCCCUCACCAAGCAUUAUUCGGGGUCGCCGUGACAACGACCUAUUUUCUCUGAUAGCAGAAACCCCUGAUCCGCGAUCAACUGUUCUGGGGGGUCCAUUGUCCAACUAUGCCAUGCAGACCAUCAACUUCCAGCUCUCCAACUCCGCAUUCGAAGAUAAAGGUUGGAUAAUGUUGAAGGGUCGUCAGGAGGAGGUUGAUCAAAACCAAAUACUGGAGUACUGUGUACAGCGGCUCCAGGAGUCUCUCAAAUCCAUAACUGAGCAAACCACCAAGGAAGUGGAGCAGGGGCAUGACAAGCCAGUGGUGUUGCGUUACUAUGGCGAUGCAAAGAAGGAGACGCUACUUAAGUACCGCAAGUCUCCGAGCAAGUCGGGACAGAGUAUCGUACACAGGGGAGGCAAACCGAAGAUCCCGACCAUCGUGGAUGAGCGCAAUGAGGGGAAGAAACUCAUGCAUGCCCAGCAUAUAGAUGGCAGUGCUGUGCUCUACUACCCGUCUGGGCGUCCAGCAUUGAUUCACAGUGCAGCUGGGUUUGGCCGCCCAGGCUUCUACACAAUCGUGUAUGAGGAUGGGCUGGACUCGCGCAUGAUCGCUUGCUUUACACCUAGUGGGAGGGGUGUGUGUUACCAUGAGAAUGGGGUAGUCAGUUUCCUUGCUACAGAGAAGGGUGGCCACCUGGCAGAGGAGAAUGGCAAACUGAUCAGGAAGUGGACCUGGCCCAAAGCCAACGUCAAAAUCACAGAGCCCCUUAGCCUGCAGGUGAAUGGCCAAGUAUGUUUUCGAUGUGUGGGCCAGAGCCAGAUGACUGUGUCAUUCAGCUGUCAACGAGAAACUGCCCGCUUCAAUGUCGGUCAUAACCCUGACAUCGAGGCUCGGGCCAUUGAAGAAGGGGACCAGCUGUUGACAGGUCUCACAUUUUCAUCUAAGGCUGCUAGGGACCUCAUGAGAAUUUUUGCACCUAACAAGAAAAGAAAGAAGACUAGAAAGCACACAUCAAAGAGCCAGUCGUCAGAGAUCCAGAAGCUACUUCAAGAUUUCCCAGACAAAGUGUCAUAUGAACUGGAGGCUGACAAAGACCUCGCCAAGCUACAGAGAAAAGCAAGGAUCCUGGUUGAUGACUGGAUGGAGCACUAUCGUCUGGCUGUGGGCCUGAUCCCAGCCGAGCUGUUGACCGUACGGGAUAGCCCACAACGCUACAGCAUCCAGGGGAGGAACACCAAGUCUGCCCGCAUGUCUGACCAGGGGCUUCUCAUACGCCGGGCCAUUUUGGGUGUAGACUCCACGGAUUGGGAGGAAACACCCAGGAAAAAAAUGAGGAUACCCUCUGCACCACUGGCUGGACUGGGUGGUGAGAUAGAUGAGGAUCUUGCUGCCCGGAUAGCAUCACAGCAACAACAACAGCAGCCGGAGAGCAGCGAGGAGAAAGAUGCAGGGUCAGGAGAUGGCACCGUCACACCCUCUGCCAUGGUCAUCAUCAACAGGAUGGCUGAAACUGCCAGUAGAAGGUCAGCACGGUCAAGAGCUACCAGUGCUCGAACCAUGUCCCCGACCAGGCAGCAGACCACACUGACCAAUGUUGGAGGCGACUGCGUUCCCUCGGCCACGCCUCAAGGUGGCCGGAGCCACUGUCCGCUGGUCAUUCGCCAACAGAAGCUUGGAUACGACAGCCCAUCCUGUCGCUGUAGCCGCCACUAUAUUCCCAACAUCAUGGACAUUGAGCUCGAUGAUUUUGUAGAGAAGGACUGUCCGGAGGAGCAGCUUAUCGUCAUCAUGGUUGUCUCCUCACUUAAAGGUAUAAAGGGCCAGCAUGGCGAGCAGGUAGAUUAUAGCUUCUACAUGGACCAAAAGGGCCACCCCUACAGGAAGGUAUUCCCAGGGAUCACGAAGGCAGAAGAAAUGGUGAAUGAGAUCUACCAAAACCAGAACAGAAACCGCACCCGACCGUGCGUACAGAGCCGGUCCGACAUGUUCCGGGUGUUCAAAUAUGAUAUUAACUCCGCAGCAGAGAUGUCCAACCAUACACAGCCGAUACUACUCACACGGCAUAAUGUGGUGCCCGGCAUGUUCUUGAUCUACAGUGAAGGGAAGCUGUUAUUCUGUGACCACAUAUUCAACGGCUAUGGGAACACACGCAAGGACUUCAAGAAGCAGAUCAUGAAGUCGCGCCAUGAUGCCAUACAGGGAUUCUCACUGCCCAAGGACUUUAGAUUCAGCCCGAGCAAGGGUCGCCAUGGCUUACGUAGUGGAUGGGGCGGGGAGAUUGGGGGAGCAGGUGUUGACGAGUUCAGCAGUCGAGGAACAAUUGUUGAUGAAACCCUGCAGCCCAUACACCGACCCACGUCUGACAGUAGCGAGCGCAGCAAGGAACUACAUCUGGAUGCUGUCAAUGAAAAAGUGGAUCUUGGACCUUUUCAUCGCGAGAUUCAGGUUCGGCUAAGGCCACUCAUGUAUCGUUCCACCAGUAAGAGCAGGCUAAACCCAAGGCCAUUUCUACCUCAUAUCGGGAGUAGUCAGACUGCAGGCAGCACGGUACAUUAGCCUAAGUUUGUCCAGUACUGGAUUCCAGCCUCCGAGCCCCAACCCCAGGCCUGUCCCUGUGUGACCUUCAUCCUCACUUGACCUUGACCUCUCAGAUGACCUACAACCUGACUGCAAGAUGUGCUCUCACCUCCUUGUCAGCAACGUCCUGUUCUCAUGCUAGCCAUCCUGUGUGGCCAUGUUUGGUUUACUGGCUGAGUGAUGGAUAUUGCACCUAGACUUCUCAAAGACUUUCAGCUUCAUGACCUCUCACCUCGUGGUCUGCCACUCCCGUAGACUUGCUAGCCUGCAAGUUGUCUGCCCUGCUAGGUUUCCUAAGAGAGAGUGCAAGGGCACUAGAUUGUGUUGAUUGCACUGUUCCUCAAGUAUUCCCUGUUGUUGCUGAACAUAGACAUAAAGCAAAAUAUAUUAGCUUUUUUAUUUUUUUGCUCUAUGCAUAUAGUUUCUGUUAAGAUUGUUAAGUUACCUGAAAAGUUUGAUUUAUAAAAGAUGUCUCACUAUAUCAUAUGUCUCAUGAACAAUUAAGUUAAUGGUUUAUUCAGGGUGGCUUUUAAAAUUUGUAGAAAACUGUCUCAUACACUUGCUGAUUUUUUAGAUUUUUUGCAAAUGUUCACAUAAGUAGUUGUCAUGCUGAUUUUUUGCAAAUGUUCACAUAAAAUGUUGUUCAUCAGUUAGAAACCAUGAUAAACUGUUUGUUAUGACAAUGAUAUUUAAAGUUGUGUUUUUCUGGUGACGGGAAAAGUGAUAUUCUAUAUGUACAUUUUAAAUAUAUUGCGUUUUAAUUUCGAUGAAUGAUAAUUUGAUGUAUUGAGUUUUGUUUGUUAAACACUUUAUAAUCGCUGCUUUUGAGAUAGGAUUCUACAUACAGAGGAUAUUUCAUGAGUAUUUUUUCAAUAUGGAACAUACUAAACAAGCUUUCUCAAUUUAUAGAAACAAACCUAAAUGGCAAUAUCUUAUCAAUUAAAUUUACUUGAUUGAUAAAUUUUGAAUUGAAUGGCCACAAAGUUGAUAUUUUAUUUUCCUCACAUGCGGUUGCUUGUGUCGAGUUAAUGUGUGUACAUCUAUUACACUAGUGUAUUAUAUCUUGACAUUGACAUUAUUAAGCUUAACUAAUUUAGCCUUAAACAUACUACGGGAAUAUCUGGCGACGAAUGUGUUAUGUUGAAAAAAGAAUGUACAUGAGUUUCCAUUUAAUACAAAGCGAUUAUGAAACUUUUUAUGGAAAAGUUUCAAGCUUGCGAAAUGCUAGCUAUAUUACUCCUCGUAAACUUGUUUCAUUUAGAGUUUUUGGUAAUAAAUGAUCAUUCCUAUAUGUAUCAUUAAUAUUAGUUUGAUGAUUUACAGAACUAAAAUACAUAUGUCACUAUAUUGUGUGCACAUUGUAUACAAUAUAAAUGUAUGACAUCACUUCAAAAGUAAGCUAGUUUUUUCAACAGUUAUGUCAUAAUGGCGACGUCGUUUAUGAUAUAAUGAAUGUUAUUUAAUGUCAAAUACAUGAGUUCCAUAGUGCCUCUUUAUUUCUUAUAUUUGUUUUAUAUGUGCGAUCCCACAUUAUUUUAUAAUGUUUUUCACUCUUCACCUUGAUUGCUGAUAGUACGGUAUAUUAAAAAAUAAAAAAAACACAAACAUUCUACAUAAGUGCUUACAUUUACCUUAUUUAUAAGCUUGAUUAAUACAAGUCUUUGUUCAUAUAUUUAUAUCAUCUAAACAAAAAUUAAUUAAUGUUUAAUUACAAUGAACAAAGUCCAGAAAAAAACAACAUAACAUACACUAGUGUAAAUUGUGAAACUCAUUUUUGUUUGUUGUAGUUUUCUUUAAUAUACAAUUCCCAGAAUAGUAAGAACAAUACCUUGCUGAGUUAAACUGUUCUUUGCUAUUCAGCGCUUGGUUUCAUCACCAUUCUUUCAUGUUCAGUCGAAACCCGUUGGCUCGAUAUCGAUUGGCUUGAUUUCCUCGUUGGCUUGAUUUCCUCGUUGGCUUGAACUGGAAAUCAAGCCCCCAUUUUGUUUUACUCUUAGGAAGCAUUCUGGCUUGGCUCAAUUUUCGAGGCUCGGAAGUAUAUUGGCCGGUCCCUAGGAUAACGAGUCAACGGGUUUCAACUGUACAAUAUUUUAUACCAUAUAUCAUUUGGUACAGUAUUAUAUCCAUAUGAAAUACUUAGAAGUACUUAUAAAUCUGUGAUAGCUUUUAUAUAAACAUGCGUUUUACAGCAUUGUGCUUUGAUAAACUUUUUAAAUGUACCUGUGAUUCCUGCCUGAACCAAGUGACCUUUAUUUGUUAUUGUUUUGUUCAUUUUCCUAUGUGCCUAAUCUUCAUUGCAUUAUUUAUCUUAGUUAUAUCAAUUUAUAUAUGCAAUUAAUGCAAUAAAACUGAAUACGG
Mya arenaria is the source of this 5901-nucleotide messenger RNA. RefSeq lists its product as uncharacterized. Bases 145 to 3522 code for a protein of 1125 amino acids. The transcript has 23 exons. The record is from RefSeq and is a predicted model, not a curated record. NCBI's taxonomy places the organism in Eukaryota, Metazoa, Mollusca, Bivalvia, Myida, Myidae.